This is a messenger RNA of Vicia faba (fava bean), 1191 nucleotides long. Lineage: Eukaryota; Viridiplantae; Streptophyta; Magnoliopsida; Fabales; Fabaceae. The record is from the annotation of a GenBank genome assembly.
AUGUGUUCACUUCGCACAGAUCAACCUUCUAAUCCCAACCGGAUCUACCCCUAUUUCCCCCAAAUCGAUCACUUCGAUCGCAUCCCUGAUUCUCUUCUUCUCUUGGUUUUCAACAAGAUCGGUGAUGUUAAAGCCUUGGGUCGAUGCUGUGUUGUCUCGCGUCGCUUUCAUUCGUUAGUCCCUCAGGUUGAAAACGUUGUUGUCAGAGUUGAUUGUGUUAUUUCGGAUGAUGAUUCCAAUUCUUCCGCUACUUCAUCUGAUAAAUCUCGUGGUCCGUUCUGGAAUCUUCUGAGGUUGGUUUUUGGUGGGAUUGCCAAACCGAUUCAGACUAUUGGUCAGUUUCUCGGUCCCAAGAGAGCUUCCAAUUCCAAUUCCGGGAAUUUGAAUUCCUCUUCGCCGCUUGCUGUUGGUACUGAGGAUGAUGGAGAUGGUGGUGUUACGCACCACUCACCUACUCAGGUUUUGAAGAAUUUUAAUGAGAUUCGCUUGCUUCGGAUCGAGCUUCCCAGUGGGGAGUUAGGGAUAGAGGAUGGGGUUUUGUUGAAAUGGAGAGCUGAUUUUGGAUCCACUCUUGAUAAUUGUGUCAUUCUAGGGGCUUCUUCUGUUUUUUAUCCCAAAUCCCAAGACGGUGCUGUUGCUGAUGCGACUUGUGGUGCUGGUGGUGGUGGAAAUAACAACAAUGGCGGUAGUGGUGGUGAUGAUAAUGGAAGUAUACCCGAUUCGUUUUACACCAACGGUGGUUUGAAAUUGAGGGUAGUUUGGACGAUUAGUUCCUUGAUUGCUGCAUCUGCAAGGCAUUACUUGUUGCAACCGAUUAUUUCCGAGCAUAAGACUUUGGAUAAUUUGGUGUUGACUGAUGCAGAUGGACAAGGUGUGUUGUAUAUGAAUAGAGAUCAGCUUGAAGAGUUGAGGGUGAAGCCGCUUUCGGCUUCCUCUGCUUCAAAGAGGACUCUUGUACCUGCUUUGAAUAUGAGGCUUUGGUAUGCGCCGCAUUUGGAGUUACCUGAUGGGGUUGUUUUGAAAGGCGCUACUCUUGUUGCUAUUCGGCCUAGUGAGAUGUCAAGUACGACUGCUAAGAAGGAAGGAUCUGAUUUGUCUUGGGUUUCUACGGCUUUUGAAGAGCCUUAUAGGUCUGCUGCUACCAUGCUUAUUAAGAGGAGGACUUAUUGCCUUGAGAUGAAUUCCUUUUGA